ACGCAGAUGGAAGCAAGCAUGCCAGGGCUCAACCUCCUCACGCGCCGCCAGUCGGAGCUCGCGAUCGACGUCUUCCGGAGCUUCGACCUCGCGGGCGCGCCGACGCUCACGAAGCGCGGCAAGACCAUCCACCACGUCGUGCUCCGCGUCUUUGUCCUCGCCGACGGCUUCAUCUUCUACUUCAAGUCGCCAAGUGCCACCGAGCCGAGCGGUCUCAUCCCGAUCCAGGGCUCCGAGUUCAAGAUGCACAAGUACGUCGCGGGCCACGAGAAGCUCAACAUGUGCUUUGAGCUGCGCACGCCUGUCCGCGCCUGGGGCAGCAUCGUCUUGCAUUACCAUGGCUGCACGGAAGAAAAGGCGGACGCAGUCAUUGCAACGCUCGAGGCGAGCGGCGGGAAGCGCAUUUUGGGCGAUUUUUCCGAAUUCCACGACCACCUCGAGCACCAAGCGGGGGCCCAAGAGAACCACCACGACGACGUUAAAGCCAAGGCAUCGACCUCGCCAACGCUGCCUCGGUACGACCCGCACGAAGAGGCGAUGCCGGCGCUGCAGCUGCUCUACAGCACCAAGCGCGGCCAGUCGCAGCAAAACCUCGUCGAUCUUCAAUGGAGCUCGUUGCGCGAGCAUAGCAGCCACCACCACCACAGCGACAGCGCGGGCAGUCUCAAGUGCCUCGCCGCGGCGAUUGAAAACGAUAACGCGCGCGUCGAGGCCACCCUCGACAUCUCCAACGAGCUCUGCCACGACCUCUGCACGACCGGCGAGGCAACCCGGUCGUUCGGUCAUCUCUCGCUCGGCGUACACACCCACAGCCUCGGGCGCAUCCACCAUAUGCGCAGCCGGAGCUCGUCGUCGUCGACCGCCUCGUACGCCGAGGGCGACGUCCGCAGCAAGCGGGAGUCGCUCGUCGUUAUGAGUAGCGGCGUCGACGUCAAGCCCCAUGACACGCGCGUCGUGCAGGCCAUCUCGCUGGCCGAGAGCUACUCGGGCAGCUUCUCGCUGCGGCAGUACACGCCGCUCAAGCUCAUUGGGAAAGGCGGGUUCGGCCAAGUGAUUGUGGCUCGGCACAACGAGACGCACAACCUCGUCGCCAUCAAGACGCUGAGCAAGCACGCGCUAACGGCGCAGAACCAAGUCGCGCACACCAAGGCCGAGCGCAACGUGCUCAUCAAGUGCUACAACCACCCGUUCAUCGUCAAGCUCCACGCUGCCUUCCAGACGAUCGACCAUCUGCACAUGGUGCUCGACUACUGCCCGGGCGGCGAGCUCUUCUUUCACCUCUCCAAAGUGGGGCGCUUCACCGAACCCGAGGCGGCGUUUUACGCAAGCGAGAUCUUCCUCGCACUCGACCAUUUACAUGCGCACGCGAUCAUUUACCGCGACCUCAAGCCCGAGAACGUCCUCCUCGACCGCGACGGCCAUGUUCGCCUCGCCGACUUCGGCCUCUCGAAAGAGGAUGUCUCGGGCCGGAAGCUCGCAGCCACGUUUUGCGGCUCGGCCGAGUACAUCUCGCCCGAGCUCUUGGCGCUCGCAGACGGCGCGGACGGCGGUGGGUACGACAAGGGCGUCGACAUCUGGGCCCUCGGAUGCCUCAUCUUUGAGCUCCUCACGGGCCUCCCCCCUUCUACAGCGGCAAGUGCCGGGCCGAGCUCUACGCGCGGAUUCGCGACGGCUACAUUCCGUUUCCCGACUAUCUGAGCGAAGACGCCAAGGACCUCGUGACACGCCUUCUGCACAAGGAGCCGACCCAGCGCCUCGGGUACGCGUCAUCGAGCGAGAUCAAGAACCAUGCGUUCUUUGCCGCGCAUGGGCAUGACUGGGUGACUUGCAUGCAGCGAAAGUGCGUGCCGCCGCGCCGCCCGUCGCCCGUCGACUAUAGCAAUUUUGAUGCCGCGUUCACAUCCGUGCCCCUGCACAAGGAAGCCCUCGAAGACAUGGCGGUCUUCUCCAAGCGGCCCAUCAUGGGCACCGAGUACCAGCUGUUUGACAACUACAACUGGGUGCCCGACGAGAUGCUCGCCAAGGACGACAUUGAGCUCGACUUGCGGGGUCGAGGCCUGCACUAGGACGCACUAUAGGCAAUAAGAUGAAGACGACCAGAACGGUUCUUUGGUGGUGUCGGCCAAGAGGCGGC
Messenger RNA from Saprolegnia parasitica CBS 223.65, 2134 nucleotides. RefSeq names its product AGC/SGK protein kinase. The coding region runs from base 7 to 1698 and encodes 563 amino acids. The transcript has 3 exons. Lineage: Eukaryota; Oomycota; Saprolegniomycetes; Saprolegniales; Saprolegniaceae. The record is from RefSeq and is a predicted model, not a curated record. Gene Ontology annotation, biological process: protein phosphorylation. Gene Ontology annotation, molecular function: ATP binding; protein serine/threonine kinase activity.